Molecule: messenger RNA, 1409 nt
Organism: Exaiptasia diaphana
Lineage: Eukaryota; Metazoa; Cnidaria; Anthozoa; Actiniaria; Aiptasiidae
Product: threonylcarbamoyladenosine tRNA methylthiotransferase
Biological process (GO): tRNA methylthiolation
Cellular component (GO): endoplasmic reticulum
Molecular function (GO): tRNA (N(6)-L-threonylcarbamoyladenosine(37)-C(2))-methylthiotransferase activity; 4 iron, 4 sulfur cluster binding
Source: RefSeq, a predicted model, not a curated record
AUGGCGUAUGAUACAAGUGAGAUUUGUACAGUAAAAAGCCCAGCAGAAGAUGGCUUUAGAAAUGCAAAAAAAAAGGCAAAGCAGGACAAUAAGCACCUUGUAGUCGCAGGCUGUGUUCCUAAAAAAAAGCCUCGACAUGACUCCAUCCAAGGUGUUAGUGUUGUUGGGGUCCAGCAAAUUGACAGAGUUGUCGAGGUGGUAGAAGAAACAUUGAAAGGACACACAGUUCGUCUUUUUGGUCAGAAGAAAAAAGAUGGCCGAAAGUCAGGAGGUGCUGCUUUGGAUUUGCCUAAAAUAAGGAAAAAUCCCUUAGUGGAGAUAAUCGCUGUUAAUACAGGUUGUCUAAAUCAAUGCACGUACUGUAAGACCAAGCAUGCAAGAGGUGAAUUAGGGAGUUAUCCCCCUGAAGAAAUCGUCGCCAGAGCAAAACAAGGGUGUGGUAGAAAUAUGGCUGACAUCAGAAGACACCGGGGCAUACGGUCGCGAUAUUGGUGAAACUCUGCCGUCAUUGCUGUGGCAGUURGUGGAAGUAAUUCCMGAGGGUGGUCGCCUUCGUAUUGGAAUGACUAACCCCCCCUACAUUCUCGAGCAUUUGGAGGAAAUGGCUAAAAUUCUCAACCAUCCUAAAGUAUAUUCSUUUCUUCAUUGCCCUGUGCAAAGCGGUUCAGACGAUGUCCUGUCUGAUAUGAAGAGAGAGUACUUYGCUAAGGACUUUCACCAUAUCGUGGACUUCUUGCGGGAAAGGGUACCCAAUGUCACCAUAGCAACUGACCUAAUAUGUGGAUUUCCAACGGAAACGMCCGAGGACUUCCAGAAGACGAUGGAUCUUGUAGACAAGUACCGGUUUCCAAGUCUCUUCAUUAAUCAGUUUUAUCCAAGACCAGGAACGCCUGCAGCRCGSAUGAAACGACUUCCCACGGAAGAGGURAAGAAGAGGACGCGUGAAGUUUCCAAGCUUUUUCACUCUUACACUACUUACGAUAACAAGGUGGGAUGGUGUCAAGAUAUUUUGAUUACAGAGGAGUCACAUGAUGGGAUCCACUUUGUCGGACACAACAAGUCGUACGAUCAGGUUCUAGUUAAGAAAGAUGAAGGCGACUUYAUGGGUAAGGUUAUCCAAGUUCAAAUAACGUCAUCGGGGAAGCACUUCCUGAAAGCCACAGUUAACAAGCAAUCGGAUGUGCUUUCGCCUGGACUUGUUGAGCCGUUACCUAAAGGUGUGGUCAGCGGAAUCAAGAAGGAAUGCGUGACAUCGAGUAACGCAAGCACUACGCCUUUGUGGCUUAAAAUUGGGAUUUUCGUUUUGCUCGUUGCGGUUAUUUUCGAUAUUUUAAAAGUCGGCUGGUCUUGGACACAUAGUUGAUGUAGCUCCUAAGGAAACAAUGCUUARAAUUAAAUAUUUAUCGAUA